AUGAAUGCGCUCCGUUCUAUGUACGAGGACAAGGAAUUCACAUACCGUUAUUCAGAUCGCCUUGUUCGAAUUGCGGAGACUGCCGGGCCCGCGGGCGUGCCAAACGCCACAAACUCAAACACAAAUAACGACAGGCCAGUGCCUGUUGUAGUGCGAAAGAAGAGGAAGAAUCGGGUGCAGAUGGAAAUCCGUGUUCUGCAGAGGACAACAAAUCUGCUAUUACGACGAGCCUCCUUCGCACGUGCGGUGCGGUCUAUAGCCCAGCGGACGCGCAUCGAGUCGGCGCUGACCCUACGCUGGCAGGCGUUGGCGCUUGACUGCCUUCAGGAGGCCGCCGAGGCCUUCCUUGUAGACCUCUUCUCGUACGCGGCGUUGGCGGCUGCCCACGCGAAACGCGUCACGGUGAAGCCUGUGGAUCUGCAUCUUGUCUGCAGGUUCAUCCAUUUCCUGCAGUGA
Messenger RNA from Mesocestoides corti, 456 nucleotides. NCBI's taxonomy places the organism in Eukaryota, Metazoa, Platyhelminthes, Cestoda, Cyclophyllidea, Mesocestoididae. The record is from the annotation of a GenBank genome assembly.